UUACCAUCGGAAGUCGAAACUGUCAUAAUUUUCAUAACUGUUGGUUUAUAUAUGAUAAACGAAUUUCAAACGGUACUCAUCGCAGCCAAUCGAUUCAUUGCAAUGUUUUUACCUUUACUUUAUCAUAACCUUUUCAGCAACAAAAUUACAAUGAUUUUUCUGGGAGCACUUUACUUGGAAAGAGGGUAUGCGAGCGUUUCAAAAGUUUUCACAGUUUUUGCCGCUGACUGUGUCCUGAUUUGGGAGAGUUCCGUUUUAUGCCCUCUAAGCAAUGAUCCGAGUUGCUGGGAAAAUUUUUCGUCUUCCUCCGACGGAUUCAUUUUUAUUUGUGUUACAUUGGCUGUUUUUGGAGUAACCAUCCUGUUGAAUCUGAUGACGUUUGCAAAAAUUUUAAGAUUUUAUCUUAGUCAUAAUGUGGAUUCAGAAAGCACGUUUUCAGUGAAAAACAAUAUAAAAUUAUUUGUCCAAACUGUUCUUCAGGAUUCACUAUUCUUUGUAGACGUAUUGUUCACUUUCAAGUUGAGCUCUCUGAGCACUCACCGAGCCUGGCUGUUCAUCAGUACCGUGUUUGUAUGGGAGACUAUUCACAUGUUGGAUGGAUUGAUAAUGUUGAUGUUCUCGGAUCGCGUAUCAACUUUGAGAGCU
Molecule: messenger RNA, 645 nt
Organism: Caenorhabditis briggsae
Lineage: Eukaryota; Metazoa; Nematoda; Chromadorea; Rhabditida; Rhabditidae
Exons: 5
Source: RefSeq, a predicted model, not a curated record